AUGGCAUCUAGUUAUGUAACAUCGGGCUCUGGUUACUUCCAAUUGACUCUGAAUGGUAAUCUCACUACACCAAUUAUCAUUCAAGAAGCACCCAAUCAACCACGUCCAAUCAUCCAAUGUCUUCAAGUGGGUACAAGUGCUCAAAAUAUCAUGAAUAUUCAAGGUUCAAAUUUCAUGAUAAAAGCAAUAGUAUUUGCCAAGCGUUCACGAGGAAUUCGUAUCGGGCCAUCAACUACAACAAAUGCAAUCUUUGACAAUAUUUACAUUUACAAUACUACUGGAACAUCAUUUUCAGCCGACGGUGUUGGCAAUGAAUACGUCAAUAUAACAUUACGAAAUAGUGAAAUGACCAAUACAAAUGCUUUGACUGCUACACCAGGUGAAUGUGUUUAUUUUGGAUGUGUCAAUCAUCUACGAUCACGGGCUGGUUUCCAAGUGAAAUCCGGCUCAUACAAUGUUGUUGGACCUUGUAUUAUUAUUUAUGAUGAUUAUGAUCGUGGACGGAAUUUAGUUGAUGGAAAUUUGGCUAUCAAUGCUAGAACAGCUGAUCUUGGAAUACAAUGUACAUCGGGAACGACCAUCACAAAUAAUGUUGUGAUUAAUGCCAGUAUGUAA
Messenger RNA from Rotaria socialis, 615 nucleotides. The record is from the annotation of a GenBank genome assembly. Lineage: Eukaryota; Metazoa; Rotifera; Eurotatoria; Philodinida; Philodinidae.